CUUUUGUUUCUAUUUUCUGUCCUUCUUGCCAUCUCAGAAGUGACGCUUGAGGAGUCUAUAAAGCUCUGUGGACUAGAGUACAUAAAAGCAGUCAUCUAUACCUGUGCUGGCCCCAGGUAGAGAAGGCACCCGGAAGGAAUCCCUCAAAGUCAAGAAGAAACUACUUCUAACUUCCAGAUAAGCACGAAUGAAGUUUGGGAGGAAAGCCUGGCGCAACACUUUCCGCAGGUGGAUUCCUCAGGAGAGAAGAGACUUAGGAUGAACAGCUGGCCAAGGGCUUUGGGGCUCGAAGCUUUGGGGCUCUUGUCAGGACAAGACUUACAGACAUUGUGUUGCACUGAUGGCUGUUCCGUGACUGAUUUGCCCGCUCUUUGUUAAGACAAGAGCAGAUGCCCGAUGAAGGUAGAGCUUUGAGCAUGCGCUUAAUCACGGUGUUUUACUGCUCAGUACAACACUUGCAUUGUGUUAUGAAAAUAAUGGCUUUGGGCUAGGCAAUCUUUCUUUCCUAAAAGUUGUGGAUCAAUAGUUAAAACCACAAUGAAGUGUAUUUUCUCUCUUUGCCAAAGUGAAUGCACUGUUCUUUUCAAAUUUUAACUAAUCUUUUGAAAUUUUAAAUGCUGUGCAAAAUUGCAGUUAAAAUGCCAUAAACCAAGCUCACUGUGAUUUUCUUCUUGUAAAAAAUUUUAAAAUAACUUUAAAACAGUAAGCAGAUUAUGCUGAUGGUAGGAAAAUGUUUAAAAAAAUAAGCAUAAAAAGAAAAUAAAAAUCAACUCUUACCUCAUCAUCCAGAAAUAACUAUCCACUCUUAACUUUUGGGUUGCUGUAUAUUAUUAACUGAGAAUUUAAACAUUGUUUCGUGGUCAAGUAUAAGAAUCUAAACAAAGUACUUUUUCUCAAAACAUCUUUAAGUGCUCAAAAAAUGUUUCCUAAUAUGCAGCCCUUCUACUUGAGGAUAGCUGGAGACAUAUGUGUAUCAGUUAGAUCUCCCUAAAACCCAGAGAAUAUUUGAGUAAUGAGCUCCUUCCUAUAGUCUGGGCUGCUUUGGUUUUGCCUUCCUACUGCUGAGAUAAAAGGACAUUGUGUUGGGGCACCUGGGUGGCUCAGUCGGUUGAACCUGCGACUUCCGCUCAGGUCAUCAGGUCAUGAUCUGACAGUCGGUGAGUUGGAGACUUGCAUCAGGCUCGCUGCUGUCAGCUCAGAGCCUUGAACCUGCUUAGGAUUCUGUGUGUCUCUUUCUCUCUCUCUGCCCCCCUCCUUGUGUUCUCUCUCUCUCUCUCUCAAAAGAUAAAUAAAAAUAAACAUUUUUUUAAAAAAGGACAUUGUAUUCUCCUUCUAGAAAUUAAGAAACUGAGACCUGUAUAGCCAAAUCUCGUGACACAAUUGGAUGUUUUUACAAAGUAAGGAAAUCACAAAACUAUGUUUUCAUUUCUAACUCUGACAUUCAACUCCCCAGUGGUUUGUAACAAUACACUCUCUGUUCAUCUGUGGUGCUGGUCUUAUUACUACUACAGUCUGUAUCUGAAAUCCAUCUACUACAUUCUGGGCACUUAAACUGUGUCAAAGCCUUGUGCAUGGCAUUUAAACAUUUUAACACAUUUGUUGCAGGAAACCUAUGAGUGUGGACAGUACACUUCAUCACCAUUUUGCAGAUAAAGAAACUAAAGCUCAGUGGAAUCAGGUAAACAUGUCCUAAGUCACAGACAGCUAAGGAGGGUGGUGUUACUGGAUUCAAACUUAGGCUGCUUAGCACGAAGGCAGUCACAUCAAACUGUACUGGUAGUCAAUGUAUUCUUCACCACCAGGAACUCCCCAGGUAUUUUUGUUCGUUUGGUUUUUGGUUUUGCGAUGUGUGCAUGUGUGUGUGUGUGUGUGUGUGUGUGUGUGUGUAUGUGUGUGUCACUAGAAGAAUGUCCAUUGAUGAAGUGGUGAAAAUCAUAUUAAGUCUCAGUCUUUGAAUACAUGCCUUUUCAAUACGGGUGGGUGUGAAAUGGGGAGACUACAUGAAGUGCUUUUGCAGCAUACUGGAGUGUGAUGGUGAUCUCAUGGUAAAGCACUUACCUGACUGAAUUGUGAACUUAAACUAGCUGCUUUUCCCGUGAAGCAUCUUUUUUUUUUUUUUUUUAAGAAAGACUGAAAAACGGUAGUUAUUCAGAUAUGGUAUUUGAAAUUAAACAAAAAAUGUGAAAAUGAACAAAAUGAGCCUCACUUCAAGAAAAACAAUUGACAAUAUUUGUUGCUGAUGAUAAAAUUCAAGCUUCCAAGCAAUUUUAAGAAACUUUUAUCCUCUACCAUGGGCACCAGUGGUGAUAUUAAUGAAUUUUACUUUUUGAUAUCGUGUAGUGAAAUGCGUUAACAUUUGGGAGAUAUGCAUAACUCAGUGAACCAAUAUUUUCCAAAUGAUGGAUGCAUGAUAUUACAAAAUCAUGAGUGGGGAAAAGACCCAUUUAAUGUGCAAAAUAAAGAUUUUAAUCUAACAGUACAAAAAUUCAUUGAUGUGAUUUCAGAUUCUACAUUGCAACUAACCUUUAAUAAACAGCUACUUGUCAAGUUUUGGUAUAAUAUUAAAAAAGAAUAUCAAAAUGAUCUAAAAAGAUAAUUUCAUUAAAUAAAAUUGAAAUCAUCUUAAAUUAAUGAAACAAAAUAGUCUUUUAAAAUAACCUUCCCUUUUUCAACUAAAUAUCUGGAUUUUCUGUGAGGCUGGACUUUUCUUUUCAUAUAUUCAAUCAACAUAACACACAGUAACAGACUGAAUGCACAAGCUGAUAAUGAGAAUUGUGCUGUAUUUUAUAAAGGCAGUCCUUAGAGACUUAUAAAAAUAUAAACCAGGACCACUCUUCAACAUAUGUAUUUUGUUUUGUGAAAAUAGAUAUUUUUCAUAAAAUGUUAUUGUGUUAAUAUGUGGUAGGUUUAUUAUUUUUAAAUGAGUUAAUAAAUAUUUUUAAGUUUCUGUUUUAAAUUCCAGUAUGAUAAAUCUGGAUAAAUUCAACCCACAUAAACAAAAGCCCUUUGAAGUUCUUAAUAAUUUUUAAGAGUAUAAAGAGUUCUGAGACCAAAAAGUUUGAGAGUUCCUAUUCUAGAACAUGUAUGUUUUUAGACUUCAUCAAUAGAUAUUCAAGUUGUUUGCAGUAGUUGCCAUUAUAAAUAAAGAUGAAGUAAACAGCCUUGUUCAUGUACCCUUACAUACUGACACUUUUACUUUAAUGGGAUAGCUUAUCAAGUUGCUAAGAAAAAAGGCAUGUUUAUUUUUUCAGUAUAUUUGUAGUAGUUACUAUUUAAUUGAUAUAUACUUAUAGUUAUUUAAAAUGUAUCUAUAUAAUUUACAUGGAGAAACAAAAAAGAAAAAUGAGACCUACUCUCUUCACUUAAAUAAAUCCCAUAGUCAGGAUGGGUGAAAAAUAUAUGUAUCAAGUUAGGAAAUGCAAAUAAUCCAGAGAAGUGUGAAAUAAAACAAAACUUCAUUGCCUUCCAUUUGGUUCUAAAGUAAUAGUAUAACCCUUAUUAAGAGUUUCUUAUAAUUUCUGCCAGAAAAGAAAUGUUAAGAUUGAAUUUAUAUAGUAUAGCUACAAAUAUAGAUAGCUUGCUCUAUAUCUGUGUCUAUCUCUCAUCUAUCUACCUACCUAUCUGCCUAUUAAUCUAUCUAUAGCAGAGAUUUUUAGCUGUCCUCCAAAAUUUCUCCUCUUCCUUUUGGUCACACAGCUAGACUACAUCUCGGUCUCCUUUGCAGGUAUAUGUGGUCACAUGACUAAUUUUGGCCAAUUAAAUGUGAGUAGUAGUGAUAUGUGCCACUCCAAGACUAGCCCUUAAAAUCAUUCAUACUAUUCCUCAACUUAGCAAGUAAUAGCCUUUGAGUUAUUUUAUGUAUUUACAUUUAAAAUUUUUUUCAUUUUAUUUUCUUUUUUUUUGAGAAAGUAUGCAAGCAGGGGAGAGGGAGAGAGAGAAUCCACCCAGCAUGGAGCCCCACAUGGGGCCAAUCUUGUGAUCAUGAUCAUGAGAUCAUGACCUAAGCUGAAAUCAAGAGUCAGGCGCUUAACCAAAUGAACCACCCAGGCACCCAGUUGUUUGAUGUUUGAUUCCUUUUUUUUUUUACAGGAAUUAACCUACUCUAAUACAAUACCUAUUGAGCUUAUCAUACUAUUUAAAAAAGUUUUUUUAAUGUUUAUUUACUUUUGAGAGACACACAGAGCGCAAGCAGGGGAGGGGCAGAGAGAGAGGGAGACACAGAAUCUGAAGCAGGCUCCAGGCUCUGGGCUGUCAGCACAGAGCCCGACACAGGGCUAGAACCCACAAACCGUGAGAUCAUGACCUGACCCUUAACUAAGCCACCCAGGUGCCCCUAUCAUACUAUUUUACACAGAAAGUGACUACCAUACUACUUCCAUCCUGUUGUUGUAUGUAAUAUAUCUUGGAGAUAUUUCAGUAACAUUUUGGUAUGUGUAUUUUAAAUUUAAAAACAUAUAUGAAGAGGGCCACGUGGGUGGUUCAGUCAGUUAAGCGUCCAACUUCGGCUCAGGUCAUGAUCUCGCAGUUUGUGGGUUCCAGCCCCGCAUCAGGCUCUGUGCUGACAGUUCAGAGCCUGGAGCCUGCUUUGGAUUCUGUGUCUCCCUCUCUCUCUCUGUUCCUCCCCCGCUCACACUCUG
Messenger RNA from Panthera uncia (snow leopard), 4637 nucleotides. RefSeq names its product insulin like 5 (gene INSL5). Gene Ontology annotation, biological process: positive regulation of feeding behavior. NCBI's taxonomy places the organism in Eukaryota, Metazoa, Chordata, Mammalia, Carnivora, Felidae. Gene Ontology annotation, molecular function: hormone activity. Gene Ontology annotation, cellular component: extracellular region. The record is from RefSeq and is a predicted model, not a curated record.